Messenger RNA from Humulus lupulus (European hop), 903 nucleotides. RefSeq lists its product as uncharacterized. Lineage: Eukaryota; Viridiplantae; Streptophyta; Magnoliopsida; Rosales; Cannabaceae. The coding region runs from base 1 to 903 and encodes 300 amino acids. The transcript has a single exon. The record is from RefSeq and is a predicted model, not a curated record.
AUGGACAAGAGUUGGAUAACAAAGGACAGACUUUCAAAAGAGUAUGAAGAGGGAGUUGACAACUUUAUUAUGUUUGCCUUAGAAAAUACAAUGGAUCCUUCAAGAGUUCAUUGUCCAUGUAGAAAAUGUUCAAAUUUGAAAAAAUUAGACAUAAUGGAGAUAAAGAGUCAUCUAUACUUUAACGGAAUAGACCAAACAUAUGUCAAGUGGAUUUGGCAUGGAGAAGAAGAUGACUAUAACAAUAAGGUUCCCAAUGAAAGAAAGAAAUUUGAUCAAGUAUUUGAUGACCCUAUAGAGAUGGUGAGAGAUGCAGAUGAACGUUUUGUUGAUAAGUCUGAAGAAUAUUUGAAAUUCUUAGAAGAUGCAGAGAAACCAAUAUUCUCCGGGGCACCUUUGUCAAAAUUAGUUGUUUUAGUAAAACUAUACAACUUGAAAGCUGGUAGUAGUUGGAGUGACACAAGUUUCACAAAGUUAUUAACUUUAUUAAAAGAAAUUUUACCAAAAGACAAUGAGUUGCCUUCCUCGAUUUAUGAAGCGAAAAAAACAUUGUGCACAUUAGGAAUGGAGUAUAGCAAGAUUCACGCUUGUCCAAAUGAUUGUGUUCUAUAUCGAAAUCAAUAUGAGAGUGCAACUGAGUGCCCCGUAUGUAAAACAUCUAGAUGGAAAAAAAAUAAGAACAACAAAGAAUGUAAGAAAGGGAUUCCAGCAAAAGUAUUGUGGUAUUUGCCACCAAUACCUAGGUUUAUACGUUUGUUUCGAAAUCCUGAACAUGUCGAAAGUCUGCGAUGGCAUGAGGAUGGAAGGAUCAAAGAUGACAAAUUGCGCCACCCAGCUGAUUCCCCAGCUUGGAAAGAAGUGGAUGAACUAUGGCCUCAAAUAAGAAAGGAUCCUAGAAAUCUUUGA